Coccomyxa subellipsoidea C-169 is the source of this 2254-nucleotide messenger RNA. RefSeq lists its product as hypothetical. The record is from RefSeq and is a predicted model, not a curated record. Gene Ontology annotation, molecular function: alcohol-forming very long-chain fatty acyl-CoA reductase (NADP+) activity. Lineage: Eukaryota; Viridiplantae; Chlorophyta; Trebouxiophyceae; Coccomyxaceae. The transcript has 13 exons. Gene Ontology annotation, cellular component: intracellular membrane-bounded organelle. Bases 1 to 1623 code for a protein of 540 amino acids. Gene Ontology annotation, biological process: long-chain fatty-acyl-CoA metabolic process.
AUGUCUGUAGUGGAGGCCUUUAGUGGCGCCACAGUGCUGGUCACUGGUGGCACCGGAUACCUCGGCAGCCUGGUGAUUGAACAGCUUCUCAGAGCAAUACCGGGCGUGAAGCGAAUAUAUGUAAUGAUCCGAAGUAAACGAGGCGUUGCUGCCGAGGCGCGCCUGAAUAAAUUGCUGGAGCGGUCUAUGUGGCAUUUGCAUAAGGAAGAUGGCCGCAUAGCAUCGGAGACUGCUGCAAAGUUGACAGUCAUCCCGGGGGACCUUCUCCUGCCGCACUGCGGCGUCAGCGGCCCAAACAGGCGAGCGCUGACCUCAGCCAACUAUGUGGAUUAUGUGAUCCACUGCGCGGCGUCCAUCUGCUUCGAGGAACACAUUCACACGCUGCUCGCUAACAACUACCAGGCGACAAGGAAUGUGGCGGAUCUAGCGGCGGCUGCGGGGAAGCUGCGUGCAUUCGUGCACCUGUCGACAGCGUAUGUCAACUGCGACCGGCCGCACGGCAGCCACGUCGAAGAAACACUGUACCCCUUUGACCUGUCAGCCUGCCGGCCCAGAGGCAGCAGUGCAGGCAGCAGCAUGGACGGCGACAGCAGCUGCAGCAGCAGUGGCUCGGAGAGCAGCAGUGAAGGAGGCCACAGCAACAGAAGUAGCCGGAUGGAGGAGAGGGGGGCAAGCCCCUGGAGUUGUGUGGGGGACCCAGAGGGGGGCACCCUGGAUGAUGUGGAAGCGCUGGCGGCCGAGCUGAUGGCGCUGUCACCCGAGGCUGCCGCGAAGCGGGUGGCAGAGUGUCUGAGGGCCACCAACAUGCCGAAUGCCUACUUCUUCACCAAGCGCAUGGCUGAGGUAUUGAUCUCGGCGCGCCAUACGGCGGAGUUCCCUGUGGCCAUCGUGCGCCCCUCGCUCGUAGGCUGCACCGCACGGUCCCCCCACCCCGGCUACUUUGGCAACAACGCCGGGCCGACCUCCAUCGCGCUCGCAUUCGCGCUGGGCAUAGCUACAUUCACAUCGCACAAGGCUGCCUCGGUCUUUGACGUGAUCCCUGGGGACGUCUGUUCAUCCAUCGUCCUGGCCUCCGCCGCGGCUGUCUCCCAGAAAGAGAACCAGGGGCCUGCGCCGAUGGUGGUGCAUGCCUGCUCCUCAACCACCAAUCCUGAGACGCUGUACGGCUGGUGGAACAUGGGCUACCGGUACUGGUCGGCCAGCCCGCCGCCGGUGCGGCUGACGCUCGGGAAUUACCCGAGCAUGGACUGCCGGCGGCCGCCAGUGGGCAUACCCGAUGACUCACUCAUCUUCAAAUUGUGCACAGCAACGGCUCAAGCCAAGUUCUGGGUCAUUUCUGCGGCGCUCCGGCUGGCAGGCUACGGCGCGCUGUCAUCCAAGCUGUGGUCUGGCUGGCAGGCGUGGCGCACCUACAACCGGAGCGCGCUGGACUUCAACCUGUUUUUCUGUUCGGCGAUGAGUCAGCGGCUGGAGCGGCACCUGCCAGCAUGUGAGCGCAGCACGUUCCCGCUGACAUGGCGCGCUGGCGAGGAUGCAUGGGCCCCUUACUUGCGCAGCCACUUUGACCAGAUCAGGCAUCACCACUUCCAGCAACCCGGCUACGCGCCAGCCCUCAAAGGCUAGAGUAGUGGUAAAACUGAGGGAUGCGAGCAAGCACAUAAACGUAGUCAGACGCUUUGAUUUUUGACGGGCAGAUGCAAAUGCAUGCACGAUAGUCAAUGUAGACACCAAGUGAGAGAGUGCAAAAUGAUGAGGUGUACUCUGCCUGCUCGCUUGUGCAGAGAUGCUCCAUGCCCCCAAUUUUGACAUUGGCAAAUAUGUAUCGGUACUUUCUUAUUUGCAGACCUGGAGCAUGAUGGAUUCUUACUAAAUACGUGGAAGGCAUUGCUGCAUGCACACCCUGGCACAGUUAUAAGAUAUUUGACGCAAAUCUAGCGGUUGCCAAAAUGUGUGACUGUAGUUUUAGCUCGGGACUCUUAUCUAAGCUUACUCUUACAGUUCAGCAAGCUUCUUGCCUCAGCAGAGGAGAUUGUUUUCUGUCACGAAAUGACUUCUGCUUUGGCUGAUUUGACCUUGAUCUUAAGUUCAUGUUAAUGGCGUUAAUGCCCGAGUGCAGACGCUCUGAGGACCCCAUAUCAGGGAACACAUCAGCUCUUACAGAGUCGUAGAGGUCAAAGCCGUUAGCUGGAAGUCUUUGAGGCAUAGGGCAUCAGGCGCGCAACAAGAUCCUUCUUGGUACCAGAGAUGUGCAGCU